Penaeus chinensis is the source of this 1447-nucleotide messenger RNA. RefSeq names its product carbohydrate sulfotransferase 11-like. NCBI's taxonomy places the organism in Eukaryota, Metazoa, Arthropoda, Malacostraca, Decapoda, Penaeidae. Gene Ontology annotation, molecular function: sulfotransferase activity. Bases 109 to 1338 code for a protein of 409 amino acids. Gene Ontology annotation, biological process: carbohydrate biosynthetic process. The transcript is spliced from 5 exons. The record is from RefSeq and is a predicted model, not a curated record. Gene Ontology annotation, cellular component: membrane.
AGAGAGAGAGAGAGAGAGAGAGAGAGAGAGAGAGAGAGAGAGAGAGAGAGAGAGGGAGAGAGAGAGAAAGGCUAACCAAUAGCUGGAAAAAUUGAAAAUAGAAUAAAGAUGACAUGCAAAAAAAGCACAGUAAUAAAUUUGAUAUUCCUUAGUGCUGUUGGUUACUAUAGUCUAUGGAGAUUUUUGCCAUCUUAUGCAACUCAUUACCACAACCCGAAGCCGGUUUACAAUCCUGUCAUAACCCCUCACAUUAAUCUACAUUCCACUGCGCCUGCAAGGAUGUCUGGAAAACAUCUGAGCUGGAAAGGAAGUGUGGUGGAAGGGGUAAUGGCGUCAAGUGGAGAAAACGCAUCCCACUGGAGCAAAGUGAUGUCUACCCGGCAGCAGAGAAUAAAAGAAGUUUGCAGUCGGCAUCGCAACAUUCUAAGAAGAUUCUUAAACCAUAAUAGACUUCUUUUUGACACCAGACACCACCUGGCAUACUGUAGGAAUGCCAAGGCAGGCACAACAAGUUGGCUGAGCAUCCUUCUAACAUGGGCAGGAAUGAAUGUACAAGGCAUGGACCCUGAAAAGAUUCAUGAAGUUGCAAUGGAAAUCUUCCCUAAUCUCGGUCCAAAAGAAGCUGCCGCCGAGAUGAAUGCCCCUGCUUUCACUUUCACUGCUGUCAGACAUCCAUUUACAAGAUUAGUGUCUGCAUACAAGGACAAAAUGGUUGAAAAUUACAGAAUGGACGUGCAAGAAAACAUCAUAUCAAAAUACCGUGUGAAUAACAACGUACCAUCGGACUUGCAUACAAAUGUAACCCAAGAUCAAAACGAACUAAAACAAAUAUCUAAGCUUACAGGAUUCUCUUGGAAAAACAUUGUCAGGCUGCAAAAAAAAUACUCCUUUUUCCAGUCACUGAAAAACACAGAUAAUAUAUCUAUACUUUAUUCAGAUUUGUCCAUUCCAACAUUUCGUGAAUUUGCGUUGUAUGUCAGUGACCAGAUCUUGAAAUGCAGCCUCCUGGUAAAUUCCGCAUGUCUUGAAUCAGUCGAUGUCCACUGGCAACCUUUCUUCAAUCGCUGUGCUCCUUGUGACAUUAAAUAUAAAGCCAUUGUAAAAGUUGAAACAUUCAGUGAAGACCAACAACACAUCCAGCAGUUGAUGGGGCUUCCAGACCCCCCCCAGUUCCCUGAAGAAAGCACCAUAAACAAACACGCCAGUGCCGGCCCUUCUACCAACAGCCUGACGAAGCUGUAUUUUUCCCAGAUGACUCCCUGGGAAAGAAUUAGGGUUUAUCUUGCCUAUUACUAUGAUUUUCAGUUAUUUGGCUAUUCUCCUGAUGACAUUGUUUGAAAACAACUUUUCUCACUGGCAUCAAGGAACUGGCAUUUAGGUGAAAUGCUUGUCCUGAGUACCAUGAAACUUUGUACCUGAAUUUUAAUAAUAAACAGUUCAAAUAGCA